AUGGAAGUUGUGCAGAAGGGUUUGAAAGCUCUUCUGAAGUUUACAGCUGAGGUGGAAGAAACACUGAAGCGUAUUCAGAGCCAAAAAGGAGUACAAGGAAUCAUUGUUGUUAAUUCUGAAGGUAUUCCUAUCAAAAGUACUAUGGACAACUCCACAACGAUUCAGUACGCGGGCCUCAUGCACAGCUUCAUCAUGAAGGCAAGGAGCACUGUGCGAGACAUUGAUCCCCAGAACGACCUCACAUUCCUGCGGAUCCGCUCCAAGAAAAACGAAAUCAUGGUUGCACCAGAUAAAGACUAUUUCCUGAUUGUCAUCCAGAAUCCAACUGAAUGAUUACACUGACUUGGUCUGUUUUUUUUUUCCCUUUGCCCAACUGUUUUUUUAAUUUAAUGGUAAAGAAUGGAAUUAGUGUUAACUCUGCUGUGCCACUUCAAUUAUGUCUGGAAAAACAAAAGUAGGUGGUUUUGUUGUUUACAAGCAGGAAAAGUGGCUUUUUUUUUUUGUAUCACAAGUCGUUUUGAGGAGGAUUGGGUGAAUUAGAAUCAGGCAGUAAAAAAUGCAACAGAUUCUUUUAAUAGAUAAGAAGAUAAUAUAAUAAAAUUCUAAUAAU
Molecule: messenger RNA, 610 nt
Organism: Charadrius vociferus (killdeer)
Lineage: Eukaryota; Metazoa; Chordata; Aves; Charadriiformes; Charadriidae
Gene: DYNLRB1
Product: dynein, light chain, roadblock-type 1
Exons: 4
Coding region: 1-333 (110 amino acids)
Biological process (GO): microtubule-based movement
Cellular component (GO): cytoplasmic dynein complex; centrosome; cytoplasm
Molecular function (GO): dynein intermediate chain binding
Source: RefSeq, a predicted model, not a curated record